AUGAACGGUCGCCCAGGCAGUCUGGUCGCAGCGACCGAAAAUCGUGACGACUGGAUCGCUGGAGGCGACAUUGAACCCAUAAUGGGUGACCAGAACGGUCGUCUAGACUCGCCGCAGAGUCAAGAAGCCGAAAGUUCAGCCAGUCCGCCUAGCCUUGAUCGAAGUCGGGAGAAAGAAGCAAAUAGCCUGCCUGGAACUGAUUUCAAUACAUGCUUUGAAAGGCAGUGUUGGCACAUCACUACAUAG
Cylicocyclus nassatus is the source of this 246-nucleotide messenger RNA. Lineage: Eukaryota; Metazoa; Nematoda; Chromadorea; Rhabditida; Strongylidae. The record is from the annotation of a GenBank genome assembly.